Molecule: messenger RNA, 206 nt
Organism: Racocetra persica
Lineage: Eukaryota; Fungi; Glomeromycota; Glomeromycetes; Diversisporales; Gigasporaceae
Source: the annotation of a GenBank genome assembly
AUUUAUUGCUAAAAAUUUCAAGCCAUAAAAGAGAGGAAAUUAUUGUUAAUACGCCCUCGGAUUAUGUCAAUUUAUACACGAAAUGCUGGUCUUCUAAUUCGUUCCAACGUCCAACAUCAGACGAAAUCUUAAAUGAACUCAAGAAGCUAUCAUCAGAAGUAACUGUUGAUUCAAUUACCAAUAACUAUGCUGAGAUGAAAAAGUGA